Scomber scombrus (Atlantic mackerel) is the source of this 8414-nucleotide messenger RNA. It is a transcript of the gene cdh5, whose product is annotated as cadherin 5. The record is from RefSeq and is a predicted model, not a curated record. Gene Ontology annotation, biological process: multicellular organism development; adherens junction organization; vasculature development. Lineage: Eukaryota; Metazoa; Chordata; Actinopteri; Scombriformes; Scombridae. Gene Ontology annotation, cellular component: adherens junction; bicellular tight junction; catenin complex. The transcript has 15 exons. Gene Ontology annotation, molecular function: calcium ion binding; cadherin binding. The coding region runs from base 482 to 2833 and encodes 783 amino acids.
UAAAGACAUUUUGGGGUGAAAAACUUUACACAGGGAGAGAUAACUGAAAUAUCUCCCUGUUUGUCGCUCUUUGACUCUUACAGAGUUUGUCUUUGGAAAUCCAGUUCUGGGAUACAUUGACUCAUUCUUCAUCAUCACUUACUUUAUUAUCUGGUCCACAGUCCAGAAAAGGAUUUUUACCAAACACCUGGUAAAAAAAAAACAAGCUGAGAGAGAAAUCUCAGCCUGUACAACAACACCUGCUGCUCUCUUUUUACACCAGGGAAACCAGCUGACAAGAGAAGAGAGUGCAAGACCGAGGAAGAGUUGAUUCAGUAGGUGAUUUUACCCUCUGUUGAGCAGACAACCACCUAUCAGCUGCUAAUUUCUAACACAACCUGCCAAGGUAGUGAAGAGUGAGCGAGACAGCACACCUUGAAGGAUUUGGGCUCCGUUUUGGACCAAAAACAGAGGUCUGAUUCUUGGACUUUCCAUCUCUGUGAUGAUGGCUUGGCUUCGGCUGUGGACUACAGGGCUUAUGGCCAUCAUGGCCUUGUCCGUCUCUCUCGGCAUCUCUGAAGACUCAGGCCUUUCUGUGGUGGAUGCCAAGAAGCAAGGACCCGCUGAGAUUGUUAGGAAGGAGAACUAUCCUGUCCUGUUCAGGCAGAAGAGAGAGUGGAUCUGGAAUUCAUACUAUGUGGAAGAGGAGAAACCUGGCUCAGGCCCCGAAAGGAUAGGAAAGCUGAAGUCAAGUAAGGAUGCGACGGUCAGGAGGUUUGAAAUAAUAGGUGAAGGAGCAAACGACAUCUUCACAGUGGAUGAAAAAGGAGACCUGUUUGUAACCAGGAGUCUAGACAGAGAAGAGAAGGCCAUAUACCACUUAAAAGCCAGGAUACUGGAUGGGAACGGCAGAGUGAUUGAGGACACUGGAGAAUUUGUCGUCCAGGUGACAGAUAUUAAUGACAAUGUCCCCGUUUUCUCCACGUUCAAUGGAUCCGUUAUGGAGAGGUCUCCAGUGGGAACUAGAGUAGUCGAGGUAAAGGCGACCGAUGCCGAUGACCCCACCACUCGUAAUGGCGAUUUGAGGUACUCCUUGAUCCAAGAAGGAGACCAUGCUGCUUUUGACAUCGACAGUCUCACAGGUGUGAUCAUCUGCAAUACAAAUAAGCUGGAUCGGGAAACCAAGAGUCAUUAUGUGGUGGUGGUUCAGGCUAGGGACAUGGGAGGAAUGGCCACAGGCAGCACAGCCACCACCUCUGUCAAAAUCACCAUCUUAGACGCCAACGACAACUUAGCGUCUUUCACCCAAAGGACAUUUGAUUUGGUAGUUCCAGAGGACCGCAAGUUGAAUGAGGUCAUUGGCACUCUGAAGUUGGACGACAAAGAUCAGAUUCAAAACAAAGAGCCCAUCUUCACCAUUUCCGAUGAAAAUAGUAAAAAAACCUUUGGUACUGCACUCAGCCCUGAAAAGGACGGCCAACUUAUACUCAAGCAGGCUCUGGACUAUGAGACAAAGGACAGCUACACCUUUACCGUCCAGGUGCAAGAAAACCUGCGAUAUACUGCUGACAACGAAGCCACUGCUAUCAAGACAGCUAAGGUAAACAUCAAGGUGUUGGACGUAGACGAGCCGCCAGAGUUCUCCCAGCACAGCUACAAUUUCACUGUGAGGGAAGAAUCAAUGGUGAACAACAUUGGGAAAAUCACAGCCAGAGAUCCUGACAGAGCCAACAACGAGAUACGGUAUUCCAUCUCAGACAAGAACUGUCCGAUUCAGAUCGACCCGAUCACAGGUCAGCUGUCCACCCUGAGGACUCUGGACAGAGAGGUGGUGGCCAAACACAUGUUUCAAGUUAAAGCGCAGGAGGAGCCAAGUGGUUUGGAGUCAUUUGUAAAAGUUAACAUUAUAGUUCAGGACAUCAAUGACAACCCGCCUGAAGUGAUUGCAGAGGAUAUCUACUUAUGUGACAGUGACAAAACUGGGAUGGUGAUUGGGCUUUUGAGAGCGGCAGACAAAGACGACCAGCCAGCUAAAUUCAGGUUCAGCCUGGCCAGUGAGAGCUCCAACUUCUCCAUCAAAGAUCACGGCAACAACACAGCGGCUAUCGUGGUGGUGCAGGGGCCGUUCAGCAUGGAUGACCCCAGGGAUUACAGCGUGGAUGUAAGCAUCAGUGACAAUGGGAUUCCUGUCCUGACCAGCAGGACCAAAGUAGUAAUCAAGGUGUGUCAGUGUGAUGCCCAGCGAAAUGUUUUGUUUUGCAAAGCUCUUGCUCAGAGGAUGGGAGUCAGUGUUCAUGCCCUGAUCGCCAUUCUGCUCUGCAUACUGACCAUCCUGGUCAUCGUGAUCCUGUUUGUGUUGAGGAAACGCUACCAGAAGGAUUCUCUGGCCAGUAUGAAGAACUGCGGGGAGAUCCACGAGCAGCUGGUCACAUAUGAUGAGGAGGGAGGAGGAGAGAUGGACACCAAUGGUUACGAUGUCUCCAUCCUCACUUCCGCUUGCAACGAUGGAUCUCUACUCCGCCACCCGGACCGCCUCCCCCACCCCUCUCUCUAUGCCAUGGUCCAGAAACCCACCCAACACACUCAACCCACCGCAUGUAAGGGUGACAUGGCUGCUAUGAUCGAGGUCAAGAAAGACGAGGCGGAUCACGACAGAGACGGCAUCCCCUAUGACACUCUGCACAUCUAUGGCUACGAGGGACCAGAGUCUUUAGCUGGCAGCCUCAGCUCUCUGAACAGUGCCUCCACCGGCUCGAACAUGGAUUACGACUUCCUGAAUGACUGGGGUCCGAGAUUCAAGCCCCUGGCCGAGCUGUACGGGGUGGAUGGGCCUGACUACUACAAUCAAUACUAACGGAGAUGGUGUUUACUGAAAAGCCUACAUGAUGCCAACACACGUACAUGUACAACACACACACACACACACACACACACACACACACACACACACACACACACACACACACACACACACACACACACACACACACACACACACACACACACACACACACACACACACACACAUACAGUGCACCAGUGGUUAAAAACAGCCAUAUAAAUACACUCACACAUUGCCAAAAGCAUGCAGGAAACAUAAACAUUCUCAAAGCAGCGACACCUGGCUUUGAUUCUGUCCAUUUUGUUUUUUGGACAAGGAGCUUCUAACUAGUAGACGAAGUCUCCAAACACUUCUUUAGCUUCUGAAAACAGAAUGCAGGCACUCUGGUUUCCUGUGUAACGACAACUAACUUUUUUGUUAAUGAAUGUUAUUCGUAAAUCCAUUAGUUUGUUGAGGAUCCUCCAAUGUGUUCAUGUAUAGUCAGUAAAUACGAUGUUCAGCAAUCUCCAAGAAGCUCCAUCAUGAUGAAUCAAGGAAAGCGCUUCUGAUUCUCUCACUCUCUCUCUUUAUUUCUUUCUUUCUUUUUUUGGUGAUUAUAAGGCACCCUUAUGCUUCCUCCAAGGAGAGAAUAUAUUUUAAACGCCAGGACUUGAUGUCAUAGGAGGAUGUACAGACGAACUGCUUCAUAAAUGCUCAAGGAGAUUGAUUUUUGCUUUGAUGUUUGAGAUCAUAAUCCUUUUGUUUUACCUGAAAAAGAUCAUUCAGAUGAAACUCUAAGCGACCUUCGCUACAGGCCGAAGCCAGAGUUCAUCUUGGAAAACUGAUGGGUUAAUCAAAUCCCUACUGGCCAGGAACAUUCCUCAGUUAUUACAAUUAUUGAUGCUGUUUUGCAUUAGAUUAAUCUCUUAGCUCUUGUAUGCAGUGCCAUUUUGCAUCCCAUUUGAGUGUUACAAAGUAUGACAGGUAAAGGUUAUCUCUUUUAAAAUUAGUCCUGUUUAUGCACGUAUAUCCAUGUGCAUAUACUUCUACAAGUAUGUAUGUCUCUAUAUAGCUGAAUAAACUAAUUUAAACUUUACAUUUACCACAAUAAAAUGACAUUACAAUCCUGACUAAUAUUGAAAGACAUUCCAGGUAUCAUAUUUCAGUCUUGUCAUCUGGAUAUGAGCAUAUUUCCAUACGUUGACACAAAUGUGUGCAAUAAUGGAGGUUAUACUUUGUUUAGUUCAGUCCUACUGGGGAUGCAAAAUGGUGCACGUCAAAGCAAUUCACACAGAUUUAACCUGAUUUCUUCCAUACUCUUCGGUUCUCUUUGGUAUUGACUCGGUGUAAUCUCUUUCAACUUUGAUGUUUUCUUUAAAUAUUUGACAAAGGAGCCACAAGCACGGCGAGAACGAGGUGAUUUAAAAAAAAACAACUUUGAUCUGAAGCUUAUGAUUUGAUUUGUAAAUAUGUUGGCUUGAGGGGGUUUAUUGUUUGAGGCAAAAACUUUGAGCAGCCAUGUUAGUUUUAACUCAAAGAGGUUUAAAGCGUUUGAUCACAGCAAGAUGCCAGUUGUGUUUGCUUUAUCUGAAAUACUAAAAAGAGACGUCUUUAAGGAAAGUUCAACUCUGGAAAACUUAUACUGUUCAUGAAUUUGUGAUGUCAGGUUAGUUUUAUGAAGUGACCCUGAAUAGUGUGCAGAGUAGAGUAUCUCGCUGGAUUUACAACAUGUUCCCUUAAAACUAUCUGGCCACAAGUCUUAACAUGAAAUCAGGUGAAAUUAAAAAUAAAAAAAACUUGCCCCUUUUUGUGUUUCCUUAAAACCAACAUGAACAAUAUGAAUGAAGAAUAAUUUUCUAAGUGAGUCAUUCAUCCAUGUCCUCAGUUAUCUUCUGUUGUAAAAAGAAAAAGACAAUAGACAGACAGGAAAUUGUGCGGCUGCUGCUCAGACAGAAUUACAGUGUGUUCCUAUGUUUUAUUUGACAGAACCCAUCAUCACAGUUAUUGUUGAGAUGAAAGCUGAAUUCUCAGAGGUCUACUAGAACAAAAGUCAUUCGGACUACUCAGGAAACACAGAGUGACAAAGGCAGCUAGUUGGGCAGUUGAGUUGUGCUACGAUGGCUCUGAGGUGGCCUGAAUAACUUUAACCUCUCAUCCUUUUGGCUACUGUCAGGUCUAAAAUCUCUGAUCCAAAAUGUACACAAACCCUGGAUUGUUUUUUUGUGCAGAUGUUCAGAAACAAAUCAAUCAAUCUUAAAACAAUUUCUUAACUGCAAUUGCUGCCAUUUAACAAUAAGGCAAACUUACAAAGGGUCUAUGAUUUAUUGUAGAAUAACUGGACUGAAACACCGUUGCAUUGUUUAUUUAGUUUCCAUCUAAGAGAGUGUAUUGUCCAAAAAUACUGAUAAACAAUGAUUGCAUUUUGGCAAGUCUGCAUUGUAUAAACAGGAUAAACUGAAACCUGAAACCUUGAAGCAUACAAUUAUCCAAGAAUAACGCAGUCUCUGGAGCCACGCUUGUCCUCAUUGUGCAUUAUGGUUUUUUUGAUAACUGCAAUGGUUUUUGUGAGUUAUCCUCUAUGCAAAUCAUUAAUCAAUACAUUACAGACAGAUCACUAAAGACACUGUUUAAUGUGAUAAAUGGCGAGGUUGUUAGCAGUCUUUUGAGUGGAAAGAUCCAAAUGUUUAUUGCACAGAACUAUCUUCUGCUAAUGUCGAAGAUAUCCUGUCUAUUGGCUCUCUAAGUAACAACCAAGAACAACCCCUCCCAUGGACUGUUUGACCCCUGGAGGAAUACUGUAGAGUAUCCAGCCAAGUCCUAUUUAUCAAUGACUGACUUUUUGCAUAAAUGAAGGCUUUGCAGAAAAGAUGGCUUCAGCAGUUAGUUCAAAACUCAUUAACAAUUGGUCAUGAAGGUAAAAAAGUGAGUGCUGACAACUUAAAUCAGUUUGCCUGAUUGUAAAGUGGUACCUAUUGAUGCAGUCUAGUUGAUACAGCAAAAUGUCUUCAGUGGGACCAUCCCUUUUUUUUUUAAAGUGUAAUUUCAUUCAGGAUCGAGAGUUUAGUUUAUUUAUUCUCCUGUUUAUUCUGUUUUGUUUGGACUUGAACUUGUUUUCUUAAAACUUUGGCUUGCUUGGAAUGCCAUUUGAUAAACGGUGGAUACAAUAGCUGGAAGCCCUCGCAAUGCUUUCCUGUUGGGUUCAUAUACACUUUGAGCAGCCGGUUCCUUCACCUCACUCUCUUACUCCUUGUUUGCCUCAUUGCCUCUCUCCCUCCCUUUUCUAAUCAGCUAAACCAAACAUUGGAGUCAACUUCCUGUGCAUCUGGGGGGAUAGUUCCCGCCCCUUCCUGUCUGUGUUAUCUCUCUCGUCAGCCGACACAUUGUGUUCACUUCCUGUUAGCCCGGCCUGGGAAACAACUCUGGAUAGAGGAAAAGGGGGCGAGGCAAGGUAGUAACAUGGGAUGCUGUGGGGGCGAGAGGGCGAGGGGCGGUGUCAAGAAGAGAGAAAGAUGAAGAGAACAAUGUAGAGCAGUGAUAAGUUUUCCAGCUGAGCAGAACCACUUCAAACCAAACACGGGCGUGAUGAAACGCUGAGACACAGCACACACACUAGCAGUGAUAGCAUCCUGUUACUCUGGCAUCUUUAUGAAGCAGCGGGGAUGAAUUCUUUCUCUGACAUGUCUGAGACAAAACCUUUGUGGAAUAACAACCUUAAAAUUUACAAUCGGCAACUUCUCACCUUGGUGGCAAAAAAAGAAAAGAAAAUUAAUAUUCUAAUAUAUGAAGGUCUUUUCGCCUCAGUUUGUGCUUAUCUUAUUGUUUUUACAUUUUAGAUAUUUGCACUGAUGAUUACAUUCUAGUCACAUGUAAGCCAUGUUUUAAUCAGAAAAGAAAAGACAAAUGUUAAUUGUCUUGUGGCACCACUGUUGACAACAUGUCCGAAAUGUUUGUUUGUCUGGGUUUAUUUUACAUUUGUUUGUCUGUUAUUAUCAUUAUUGUAGUUAUUUUUUACCAAUUGAAUAUGUGGACAACAGAAUCUCUGUUGUUGAAGUCAGCAGCUUGUAGCAGACAGAGGUGCUCCGUUAUCUACUUUCCUAACAGCAGUAAGCGUUGGGUGCACAUUAUAAGAGAUAAUUUCAGCCACUCCUGUUUUCACUCUUCUGUUACAAAGCAACAUAUUAAAAAAGCUGAGGUUAUACAUUUCCGCAUCUAAAAAAACCCAUAAAAAAUUCAGAUUUAGAUUGUUUUUUAGUAGUUUACACAUAUACAAAUGAUACAGAUUAUAUACAUAUAAGCAACGUAAGAUGUGAUGGAGAAGUGCAAAAAACCCUUAGGGGGGCUUCAUAUAGGCAUUAUUAAAAAAAGGAGGUCAAAAGAAAAAAAAAACAAUCAUACAAACACAAGUAAACAAAAACAAAACAAGAAAAAAAGAAGAAGGAAAAGAAAGAAGCAAAAAAAGGGACAAAACUAAACUUUCACAAAGUAGCAGAUUUACAUAUAAAUGCUGUACAACUGCACGAAUAAAGAUUAAAUUACAGCUUUCUUCACAAAAUCAGUCAUUUAACACUUUCAAGGUAUGGAGUGUGUGUUCAGCCCAUUUCAAUAUAUUGUAUUGGAAUAAAGGUUAAAUUUGUAGAAGUAAAACAUGUUGAUUUUGGAUCAUUUAAGGGGCAUUUUCAUGGUAAUCUCUAAAAUCUAAAGCUUUUUCAUUGCUUCUGCCAAUGAUACCAUUUUAUCAAAUUGAUUUAUUUUUUCGGCUUUAGCUUUUAAUGUCUAUAUUUAAGUGCCACAUUUGUUUGUUCUUUUUUUAAAUAUAAUAAUUGUUUGUAUUGUUUUUAUUUGUUGGUUACCAGUGGUUGUAUGUAUGAUGGCAUUUGGCUUCCUUCUAUCAAAUGGUGAAUCACUUUGGAUCCAAACAGUCACAAUGAAUCUCUCAGGUUGGGAUCCAGGCACUAAAAUAAAGUUGUUCACCUUCAUGUCAAGAAACAAACGCCCCAUGUGUAUCAAUAUACUAGUUUCACAAACCAGACCUUUAAAUGAUUUAACUGUAAUUUCAUCUGUGUAUCCCACAUGUUACCAAGGGAGCGUAUUUUGAGUGAAAUAGAAAAAAAAUGUGCCUAAUAGUGAUAUUUCUCUGGCCUCACCUUGUUUAUUUUAUUUUUUGCCUAAAUUACUGUAUUUAGAGGAUUUUAAACUUGACACAAUCUCUUUUUUUAUUGCUGUAGAACAAAACAAAAAGGUUCAUUUUCGAUAAAUGAAAGAGUGUCGUUUGACGCAUGAGUGAAUGUUCCAGAGUGACUACGUGUUUUUCUGUUUGUGUCCACUUGUAUGUGCGUGCGUGCUUGUGAUUGUACCCAUGUACAUACACACAAAUGGGUUUCAAACCAAUUAAGAAAAAAAAACAACCAAGUAGACAUACAUUUUUUUCUUGUGUAAAUACUGUAAGGGUCGUCGAGGGAGUGUAAUGUGCCUUUAUUCCUUAAAAAAAAUACUGUAAUUCAAUUUUUGAUGGUUAACACAAUGUUUUCUAUAUUGUUUUUAUGUUGUAAAGCAACUAAUUUUUCUUAAAUGAGAUUUUUGUAAGUGUAGAAUAAAAAUAAACACUCAAAUAUGA